AUGGCAAAGGAUCCUCAUCUAAAAGCGGUUCGACGGAUAUUGAGAUAUGUAAAGAGUACAAUUGACUAUGGUUUGUUGUACAAUAAAGGUGAAGACCAUAAGUUGGUUGGCUAUUGUGACAUAGAUUUUGCAGGGGAUCAUGACACUAGGAGAUUGACCAUUGGGUAUGUCUUUAGAAUUGGGUAUGGAGUAGAUUCGUGGUGUAGCAAGAGACAACCAACAGUGUCUUUGUCAACCACGGAAGCAGAUUAUAAAGCAGCAGCAAUGGCAGCAUCAAAAGAAUGCAUGGUUGGUAUAGUUGAUGAGUGA
Messenger RNA from Pyrus x bretschneideri (Chinese white pear), 309 nucleotides. Its product is annotated as secreted RxLR effector protein 161-like. The coding region runs from base 1 to 309 and encodes 102 amino acids. The record is from RefSeq and is a predicted model, not a curated record. The transcript has a single exon. Lineage: Eukaryota; Viridiplantae; Streptophyta; Magnoliopsida; Rosales; Rosaceae.